AUGCUCCAUCAGUUCCAUCUCUCCCAGUGGAACCUAGAGCCACUUAUUGCUUCAAGCCCUCUUAUUGGACCUUCCACCUCAAUCUCCUAUCUUCAGCUGCUCCAGAGGAACCGAGUGAAGCUCAUCGAUGAACUUGGAGACAAAAUCGACUCGAUUCUGGAUCAUGCCUUGCAAAUUCAAUUAAUUUCAAAGGAUGCUUAUGAAGAUGUGAAGUAUAUCCCAGGACCCAGGAAGAAAGUUAGAACUUUGCUGGAUAUUGUUGACUGUCUUGGGGAAAUGGUGGCCGAACAAUUCAGUUUACUCAUUAACAAAAGCAAAGAUAUGUCUGAUAAAGAACCUGGGUCCAGGGAACACUUGUCUGUGAUAAAGAAACAUAAACAAGUUCUUAGCCGGAGGAAUGAGGUGAUGAUGUAUUAUAACACAAGACCUGGAGAAAAAAUUCACCUUUCAGAACAGUUCACCAACUUGCUGCUUGUAAAAGGGCAUCACAACCUUGAAUUUAAAAGGCAUGAGUUACUGUCCUUUGGGCAGCAUCGAAUUCAUUUACAGGAGAGGAGCAGCCAGCAAAUGGAGAUCAAACCAGGCCAGUUAUUUAUGCAAAUCAAUGAUAAACGAGCUCCCAAGAGAACACUAGUCUCUGGUGUAGCGGGAAUAGGGAAAACUGUCCUUUUGCAGAAGAUUGUUUUUGACUGGGCGAAUAAUCAGUGUUUUGAUAACUUCGAGUUUCUCCUACAAUUCACGUUUAGGGAUCUUAAUUUGAUUAAUAAACCAAUGAGUCUCAGGAAUCUGGUUUUGAAGAAGAAUGGUCAUUUGUGGAAAGUGCUCGAUUCUGUUUUUGAGGUUCCAGAGAAGCUGCUGAUAAUUCUGGAUGGAUUUGAUGAAUUUAAGUUUUGUGGUUGUUUAGAUGGGGAUUGCUACAUCACUGACCCUGAUGAGGAAGGGAAUUUGGUGGAUGUCAUCUACAGCCUCCUGCGAGGGGAGCUUCUCACUGGGGCCUCGGUCCUACUGACCAGCCGACCCACAGCCAUUAGCCACAUCCCAGUGGAAACCAUUGACCGCUUUGUAAUCAUCACUGGGUUUUCUGAAAAGGAAAUCAGAUACUACUUCCUGAAAUAUUACCAAGAUGAAGAAGUUGGUGGUCGAAUGUUUCAGCUUGUGAAAGAAAAUGAAUUCCUCUUUACACUGUGUUUUAUACCUGCCUUUUGUUAUAUAGUUUGCAGUGUUUUGAAAGAGAAAGAAAGGGAGAAUCAUAAACAGCCAAAAACAAUGACAGACAUUUAUAGCCGCUACCUCAGUGCGCUGCUACAGCACCACUCCCGAGUUCAGCCCUCUGGAGGAGUAGACCUCACACAAACUCUCCGAAAUCUGGGCAGAUUGGCAUAUGCCAAACUGCUGCAGCACGACACCCUGUUCUACCAACAUGAUUUGGAGGCUCAUCAUGUUGAAUUAAAUACCUUUGUAGAUAGUUUUCUGGAUAAGACCUCUGUCCAGGAACCGGACUGUGUAGAGAAUGUCUUUUCCUUCACACACUUCACCAUCCAGGAGUUUUUUGCAGCCUUGCAUUACAUACUGGAACCCGAGCCUUUCCCAGACUUGAUGAACAUGGACACGAUGAACAAAUACAAGAUGGCUACAGGCUUCUUGGAUAUAUUCCAACGAUUCUUAUCUGGUCUGUUAUCUGAGAGGAACCAGGCCUUACUCUCCAAGCACAUGAAAUUGGAUAAAGUCACAAAAUCUGAGUCCUACUGUUACUGGCUGAUAGAAGAGAUCACAGAGCAUUGUGAAAAUGGAUCAAGCAUUCUGAACCUUCUGCACUGUCUGUUCGAACAGCAAAAUGAUUCAUUAGCGGAGAGAAUAAAACCUAAAAAUUUCCGCAUCCACAUUGGGGACAAUGCACUUUGUCCAGUUGAUGUCACUGUGCUAAAAUACUUUCUAAACAUGAGGAUUGGAGAUCUAGAAGAAUUAGAUAUCACAGCAACCAGUAUAAACACUGCAGCACUGAAGAGUCUACAACCAUUUUUACACCAUUGUGAGAGAUUAUGGUGUGGAGAAAAUAAAUUGGAUUUUGAAGCGAUUAAAUUUCUGUGUGAGCUGCUAAAGUCUCCAGACUACAAACUGAAGCUGCUGGGUCUGGGCUGGACAGACAUUGGGAAUAAUGAGUUGAGAGAACUUUGUGAUGCACUAAAGGACAACAGAACACUACAGGAACUGUGGAUUGAAGGCUGCAAUGCUGAUUAUCAUGGAAUAUCUGGAUUUAUUGCAAUCUCUUCCACUAAUACUACAUUAAAGAAAGUGGUGUUAAUUGGACACUGCCUUCAAGAGGAGGAUUUGGCGAAACUGUCCCAAAAGCUGAAUCCUUCCAAUUCUAGUUUUCUCAUCACAGGGUUCAAUGACGAUCAUGGCCAGUGGAUGGGUUGGUGUGACUGGAUUCUUCAGAGGUGCCAACUGUGUGACAAUGAGAAGCUUACCUAUUUUCUCAUUAAAAUCUUCAACAAAUUUCUCCGAAACAGUACCUUCACAUGGAUGCCACAGUGGUGCAAAGAACUACAGGAACUUUUACAAGACAGAAUUCGGCAAUGCACGUCAGAGGAAAUCCGAACUAAGCUGGAGAAGCUCAAAGAAACCAUUAGUCAAUACUGAGGAAAAAAAUAUUGUAAUUCUGCAAAUUAACAAAAAAUGGUCUUGGUAGCUCAAUUGAUUAGCUCUGCUAAAGAUCAGAACAGACACAAUAGGCUGAAUGGCUAUUAAACAACACUUUCUCAUUGCAAAAUGCUUCACACCACUGAGUAUUUUGGAGGAAUGUCCCCACUAUUAUUUAUAGGCUUAUAUUGGGUAUUAUUGGAUUUGGGGAUGUGGGAUUUCCUUAUUUUGGGUAUUAUUGGAUUUAGGGAUGUGGGAUUUCCUUAUAUUGAAUAUUAUUGGAUUUAGGGAUGUGGGAUUUCCUUAUGCCCCUAUAUACAGCCACAGAUUAAGAUGUGGUUGUUGAGUUUAGAGAUGUCCUUGUAAUGUGCAUCUCUGCAAAUACAAGAUUGAGUGUGUAAACAUGGGUUCUAAUUCUGUACUUCAGCACUGGUCUAUUGGAUCUGUAAUCUGUGGCAGAUAAUUUUAAAUAUUAAUAAUUAGUGAAUGAGAUGUGACCAAUUAAUCAGUUUGUCAUGGCACUGAUUGGAUAAAGAAUGUUGGCUAGGAUAUCAGGAGAACACCUCUUGGAAUAGUUGACAUGAUAUUAUUUGCUUGCAACUGAAAAGGUCCCGGUGCAGGGGGUGUCUGGGUGUAGAGGGUGUCGCAGACAGCACAGCAUUCUCUCUGUACUGUAGUGAAAUACCAGCCUAGGUUGCUCAAACCAUGGAAGGAGUUUUUUCAACCUACAGUGUCUUGCACAAAGGGUAGAAAGUCAAUAAAUGAGUUGAACUGAAUCUCGCGGGCAAGUGUCUGAGUGCAGCGUGUGAAAUUCAGUGCUAUCUGUUAAUGAAAUGUUAAACUCAAUAGUCUCUCCUGGUAGACAUAAGACCAUAUCCUAUGUUGCUGUUUUGAAGAAGAUUGGGCACAUGCUCCCUGGUGUCCCUGGCCAAUGUUAUCUGUCAAUCAACAUCAGUGCUGUUUGCAGAAUCUUGCAGUGUGAAAAUUGGCUGCCUCAUUUCCUACAUUAUAACAGUGAUGAUGCUUCAAUAAAAGUAUUGAAUUAGCUUUAAACCCCAA
Molecule: messenger RNA, 3699 nt
Organism: Rhincodon typus (whale shark)
Lineage: Eukaryota; Metazoa; Chordata; Chondrichthyes; Orectolobiformes; Rhincodontidae
Product: NACHT, LRR and PYD domains-containing protein 3-like
Exons: 7
Biological process (GO): regulation of apoptotic process
Cellular component (GO): cytoplasm
Source: RefSeq, a predicted model, not a curated record